Molecule: messenger RNA, 2056 nt
Organism: Anopheles cruzii
Lineage: Eukaryota; Metazoa; Arthropoda; Insecta; Diptera; Culicidae
Product: mitochondrial amidoxime-reducing component 1-like
Exons: 3
Coding region: 589-1689 (366 amino acids)
Molecular function (GO): pyridoxal phosphate binding; catalytic activity; molybdenum ion binding
Source: RefSeq, a predicted model, not a curated record
GUACGCAUGUAAACAAGAGGCAGAAUGGAACAGCGUGAAGAAUCUAUCCUUUCAUGAACGGUGUAAGCAAAGGCUGCGGAGCUUGUGAAUGAUGGGCGUGCGUUAAAACACAUAUCGAACUCGAGGAGUGCAUCCUUUCUUCGUUCCGUAGUUCGGUUAUGUUCGGUCGCGUUGUCGACGUCUAAUGCCCAUUUCAGCGCCUCGCCAGCAUCAGAACGUGGGAUAAGUCGCGUACGCAGCGCUAAUUACACUACCACAGGCUGCCAAAAAUCGCUGAUUAACGCGGCCUUGCUAGCACGCCAGGUGAGCCGCGGAGGGAAGACGUGGACCCCGAUCGCCUUAUCAAGCAGCAGCACACGCUGGUUGGCGGAGAUUGUCAUUCCCUGGUGAAGGAGGGAACCGCCGGGGGUUAUCAGCAGGCAGACGAGCGGUCCUCGGCGGCUGAUAGUUGUCGUCGUUUGCUGUGUUGGUGGUGGUGUUGCUGCUGCUGCGGCUGUUGAUGAUGCUGCCGCCAUACUUUCGGUCUUCUUGUGGCCAGCAACGAAACAGUUCCAUCAUCUCAACACCGUCGAAAGUGCAAACUUAUUAAUGAUAGACUUCUGCUCAAUACCACUCACUUUCAGGCACCACCGCGUGACGGGCGGGUCGUCGAAAGAGAUGCUAUCGAAGUUACUGGAAAGCGAUGGGCCUAACUGGGUCCCGGUGCGUCGUGUCGUAUGCGUAGCGGUCGGUGCCUGCCUGGCAGUGGCCACCGGGUACGGUGUGUACCGGUUGAUUCAACACCGGGCAUCUAAUCGGCCACCGCGCGAGUGGCAGCGCGUGGGCGAAGUGUCCGACCUUUGGAUCUAUCCGAUCAAGUCAUGCGCAGCGGUUCGGGUGCGUCAGUUCGAUUGCACGGCCAUCGGACCGGCGGUCGGACUGUUGCGCGACCGCACCUUCAUGGUGGUGCGCAGCGACGACGGGACGUUCAUCACGGGCCGCUCCCACCCGACGAUGGUGCUGGUGCAGCCCGCCUUCGACGCGGACUACGAGCAAAUGACGCUGUCGGCACCCGGCAUGCUAGAUAUCGUCGUCGAGGUACGGCGCCUGCUCGAGGGCAGCCAGGUUGGGGUGGGAACCACCUCCGUUUGGGACCAACCCGUCGCCACCGUUGACUGUGGCGAGGAGGUUGCCCGCUGGUUGUCGCGCUUUCUGCUCAGCGAAGACUUUGGCCUCCGGUUGGUGCUUUAUCCGCACGACGGGCCGACGCGCCCGGUGCGCCCGAACAACCGCAUCCACGCGUUACUGACGGCCCGCGACUCGGGCGCCCUGCACGACGCGACCAGCUACAUGCUGAUGUCGGAGGCGUCGUUGGCGGAUGUGAACGGGCGGCUCGAGCGGUCGGUGCCAGCGCUCCAGUUUCGCGCCAACAUCCUCGUGAAGGGUCCGGCGGCGUUCGCCGAGGACGACUGGAAGUGGGUCCGCAUCGGGAGCACCAUCUACCGGAACGUGAAACCGUGCACACGGUGCCUGUUUACGAACGUCAGCCCGGAAACGGGGCAGAGGAGCCCGGACCAGGAGCCACUAACCACACUGCGGGCGUAUCGCACGAAGCCGGGCCUCGGGCAGACACCGGUGCUCGGUACGCAGAUGGGCGUCCGGGCCCUCGGCACGAUCGCUCUCGGCGAACCGGUCCUCGUCGGCAUCUAGUGGAGCCCCGAGCUCCCUUUGUAGCUACCUACCGUACUGGUCCAUUGCCCCGCGCGAAAGUGUACGCGUGUGUUUGUAUAACAUUUAUUUGUGUCUAUUAAAGUGGUUUGUCGCGCGUAUGGUGAGUUAUGAAACAAACCAAAAAGGCGCAAAACACGCAAACGCAGCAAACACAGAAAGUACAGAAAGAAAUGCGGCUCGAAAGAAAAGCUGGCGUCCGGCGGCGACCAUCAACGUUCCUCAACGUUCAAUCAGUGCGAAGUCCUUCUACGCAACGUACACCGGAUCGCCGACCUUGACGGUCCCCGCGCCCCGCAGUCCCAGGUGGAUGCCGAAGGCCGGUGAAUCACCGAGGGCCGGAAUCUGC